AUGUCAUUCUCCGUCGAAGGAAGAUCUGCUAUCGUAACUGGGGCGGGCUCGGGAAUUAACUUUGCCUUCGCCAAACUACUACUGGAGCAUGGAUGUAAUGUACUCAUUGCCGAUCUAGCGCUUCGUCCGGAGGCGCAGGAACUGGUGGAUAAGUAUUCCAAAUCGUCCAGUAUUCCCCGGGCCGUCUUUCAGAGGACCGACGUGACCGACUGGAAACAGCUUGAGCUGAUGUUUGAGGUCGCUGAGAAGGAGUUUGGGGAAAUCGAUAUAGUGUGUCCGGGAGCUGGGGUCUACGAACCGCAUUGGAGCAACUUUUGGCGCCCACCCGGUACUCCUGAAAGUCGGGACCCGCAACAUGGCAAUCGAUACGCCCUGCUAGAUAUCAACUUGACACAUCCGAUUCGCACUACGCAACUUGCUCUGGCCCAUUUCGUUCGCCGUCGGACGAGCGGACGUCCGAAACACAUUGUUCAUAUCUCCAGCAUUGCAGGUCAGAAUCCAGCUUUGGCGGCUCCGAUUUAUGUCGCUACCAAACACGGUAUCAACGGUCUUGUACGGUCGUUGGGCAAGCUUGACAGCAAAUUUGGAAUUCGCGUGACAGCCGUUGCCCCUGGCGUGAUAAAGACCCCACUGUGGACCGACCAUCCGGAGAAGCUAAAGAUCGUUGAUACUGCCAGUGAUGAAUGGGUGACCCCCGAGGAGGUAGCUCAAGUCAUGCUAGCUCUCAUUCAACAAGACCAGGUCAGUGAAAUUAUCGGUGAUAGAACCGGUCAAGGACCACAGUUUCCGGUACGUGGGGGAACUGUGCUGGAAGUGUCCAAGACGGUGCGCUCUGUGAGUGCGAUUAAUGAUCCAGGUCCUGGGACCAGAGCCGGUAAUACAGUGUCGGACAUGAGCGUAUUAGAAGACGAAGUCUUUGGGUUAUUAUCGCAGAAAGGAUGGGGAACUCCGAAAUUGCGUGGAAUAAGAGGGAAACGGGACCCGGGGUUUCAUGGUCAAGCCAGCUGGAUCAGCUGUGUGAUCAAUCUGGUUAAUACGAUCAUCGGCGCCGGUGUUCUUGCUAUGCCUCUGGCUAUAUCUCAUAUGGGAAUCGUUUUGGGUGUCAUCGUGAUAUUAUGGUCUGGAACGACAGCAGGGUUCGGUCUCUACCUCCAGUCCCGAUGUGCGCAGUACCUAGACAGGGGAACGGCGUCAUUCUUCGCCUUGUCCCAGCUGACCUACCCCAAUGCCGCCGUGAUCUUCGAUGCCGCCAUUGCGAUCAAGUGUUUCGGAGUUGGAGUCAGUUACUUAAUCAUCAUUGGAGACCUAAUGCCGGGAGUUGUUCAGGGCUUCGUUGGUGGUACCCCAGACUAUGACUUCUUGGUGGACCGGCAUUUCUGGGUAACAGCUUUUAUGUUGGUUGUUAUCCCGCUCUCUUAUCUUCGCCGGUUAGAUUCCCUCAAGUACACCAGCAUUGCUGCUUUGGUUUCCAUGGCCUAUUUGGUGAUUUUGGUUCUCUAUCACUUCGUGAUUGGUGACACAAUGGCGGAUCGAGGACCAGUUCGUGUGAUUCACUGGGCCGGUCCCGUGCCGAUGCUCAGCAGUCUGCCUGUGAUUGUCUUCGCAUUCACAUGCCACCAGAAUAUGUUUUCGAUAUUGAAUGAGAUCGCGAACAAUAGCCACUUUAGAACGACUGGAGUUGUCUUCGCCAGUAUUGGAAGUUCUGCUGCAACAUAUGUUCUUGUCGCCAUUACUGGUUAUCUGUCGUUUGGAGACAGUGUUGGAGGAAACAUCGUGGGCAUGUACCCCCCUGGGCUCUGGGCGACAAUUGGACGCGCUGCCAUCGUUAUGCUGGUUAUGUUCUCGUACCCCCUUCAAUGCCACCCGUGCCGCGCCUCGGUUGAUGCCGUUUUGAAGUGGAAACCGAAGGCUUCAAACAGCAACGAUAACUCGCCUCACCGCCAUCCUCUGCUAGGCCCACGAGGCAAUCGAACACCCGAACCCAUGAGUGAUCUUCGCUUCUCAGUCAUUACGACAACAAUCUUAGUAUUGAGUUACAUUGUUGCUAUGACCGUCUCUUCUCUCGAAGCAGUGCUUGCGUACGUUGGUAGCACAGGCAGUACCAGCAUUAGUUUCAUUCUUCCGGGGUUGUUCUAUUAUAAGAUCUCCUCGCCCGACUCACCUGCUCACCAACGACUGAUGAAAGAAGACGACGAAGCGGCUGAAGGCAUAUUUUCCGACGAUGGUGAUGACAACGAUGAUCUAGAUAAUCAGGCCCGCUCGCUUACUGAGAGUGGUAUCCUUCGUCGUGGGACUCGCCAUUGGCGAAAGGCUUUACUGCGGAAGCUGAGUCUGGCACUCGCCAUAUACGGAGUCAUUGUCAUGAUUGUCUGUCUCAUCACCAACUCGCUCUUCAUCGCCUCACACUAG
This is a messenger RNA of Aspergillus pseudonomiae, 2409 nucleotides long. Its product is annotated as transmembrane amino acid transporter protein-domain-containing protein. Lineage: Eukaryota; Fungi; Ascomycota; Eurotiomycetes; Eurotiales; Aspergillaceae. The record is from RefSeq and is a predicted model, not a curated record. Gene Ontology annotation, molecular function: L-serine transmembrane transporter activity; L-histidine transmembrane transporter activity; L-arginine transmembrane transporter activity. Gene Ontology annotation, biological process: amino acid transmembrane transport. Gene Ontology annotation, cellular component: fungal-type vacuole membrane. The coding region runs from base 1 to 2409 and encodes 802 amino acids. The transcript is spliced from 7 exons.